GACUCGGGUUUACGAAUUGAGACUCGCAGAACCAGCUCCAGUUAUAGGCGGCGGUCACCUCCCUUCUCUCCCUCAGAUCUGCUUCUUCGGCUAUCAUAAAUUUUGAGCUUGAGUAAAAUGGAGACCUUCCUAUUCACCUCCGAAUCAGUGAAUGAGGGACACCCUGACAAGUUGUGCGAUCAGAUCUCUGAUGCAGUGCUUGAUGCUUGCCUACAACAGGACCCUGACAGCAAGGUUGCUUGUGAGACUUGCACCAAGACCAACAUGGUCAUGGUCUUUGGAGAGAUCACAACCAAGGCCAAUGUAGAUUAUGAAAAAAUUGUGCGUGACACGUGUCGGGAAAUUGGAUUUGUAUCUGACGAUGUGGGUCUAGAUGCUGACAACUGCAAGGUCCUUGUCAACAUUGAGCAGCAAAGUCCAGAUAUUGCCCAGGGUGUCCAUGGCCAUCUCACCAAGCGGCCUGAGGAGAUUGGUGCUGGUGACCAAGGCCAUAUGUUCGGCUAUGCCACCGAUGAGACUCCGGAGCUGAUGCCCCUUAGCCAUGUCCUUGCAACAAAGCUAGGUGCCCGCCUCACUGAAGUCCGCAAGAAUGGCACCUGCCCAUGGUUGAGGCCUGAUGGUAAAACCCAAGUAACUGUGGAAUACCACAAUGAUGGUGGUGCCAUGGUUCCAAUCCGCGUACACACUGUCCUCAUUUCCACCCAGCACGACGAGACUGUCACCAAUGACGAGAUUGCAGCUGAUCUCAAAGAGCAUGUCAUCAAGCCUGUUAUUCCUGAGAAGUACCUAGACGAGAAGACCAUCUUCCAUCUUAACCCAUCUGGCCGUUUUGUGAUUGGUGGGCCUCAUGGUGAUGCUGGUCUCACUGGCCGCAAGAUCAUCAUUGACACUUACGGUGGCUGGGGUGCUCAUGGUGGUGGUGCCUUCUCUGGGAAAGACCCCACUAAAGUUGAUAGGAGUGGAGCUUACAUUGUUAGGCAGGCUGCAAAGAGCAUUGUGGCCAAUGGGCUGGCUAGGAGGUGCAUCGUGCAGGUGUCUUAUGCUAUUGGUGUGCCUGAACCCUUGUCAGUUUUCGUGGACACCUAUGGUACUGGAAAGAUCCCCGACAGGGAGAUACUCAAGAUUGUGAAGGAGAACUUUGAUUUCAGGCCCGGGAUGAUUUCCAUCAACCUUGACCUCAAGAGGGGUGGCAAUGGCAGGUUCUUGAAGACUGCUGCUUAUGGGCACUUUGGCAGAGAUGACCCUGAUUUCACAUGGGAGGUGGUAAAGCCCCUCAAGUGGGAGAAGACGCAAGCGUAAUCUCAUUUACUGGGACGCUGUUAGCUUGUUGCUUUGCUUCGUUAUAUCUGCGAGUUUAAGUUCUUUUUUUCAUUUUUAUUCGAUUUUGCGUCUUCCUCUUAAUUGAUGCUAUCAAAUGUUUAACUGAAGGGUUGAAAGCAAUUUUAAAAGAAUAAUAUGCGUUUUCUUUUGGGAUGCACGCUAUUUUCGGCUGCUGAGGAAAUAAUAAUGAUAUAUCAAAAUGAGAAUUUUUAAA
This is a messenger RNA of Vitis riparia (riverbank grape), 1534 nucleotides long. Its product is annotated as S-adenosylmethionine synthase 2. Lineage: Eukaryota; Viridiplantae; Streptophyta; Magnoliopsida; Vitales; Vitaceae. The transcript is spliced from 2 exons. The record is from RefSeq and is a predicted model, not a curated record. Gene Ontology annotation, cellular component: cytosol. Bases 118 to 1299 code for a protein of 393 amino acids. Gene Ontology annotation, biological process: S-adenosylmethionine biosynthetic process. Gene Ontology annotation, molecular function: ATP binding; methionine adenosyltransferase activity.